Messenger RNA from Rotaria sp. Silwood1, 555 nucleotides. The record is from the annotation of a GenBank genome assembly. NCBI's taxonomy places the organism in Eukaryota, Metazoa, Rotifera, Eurotatoria, Philodinida, Philodinidae.
AUGGCUCUCACAACAAGAGAUCCAAAAUAUCUUCUCAAAGCUUACACAGCUGAAACAGGUUUUUAUACAAAACUCAAUAUCGACUUGGCCAGUGACACUGACGUCGGAAAAUUGGAACGUCAGUUCUACAUUGGUAUUCUUGCUUUCAAUCCUUGCUUUGAUCAAUUUCGUUUCAAUGGUGAAGCCUAUCGUGGAAUGAGCCUCACAGAAGAUGACCUCAGAGAAUAUGCAGUGAACCAAAAAGUGAUGAUUAAAUCAUUUCUUUCGGCAACAAUCGAUAAAAGUGAAGCUGAGUUUUUCUUGGGAAAGAUCCAACGGCAUAAUAUUCAUGGUCAAGCAGUAAAAAUGGGCGUCAUGUGCACUUACAUCAUUCGAGAUAAAUGGAGUAGCCUCAAUGUUGAACAUAUAUCUGAGUAUCCUAAAGAGAAAGAAGUACUUAUCUUUCCAUAUUCUGUGUUCAUGGAUUUAGUUGUAUCCGUUAGUUAUUAUGUAGUUAUACGAUGUUAUGCAUCUGCUAUGUAUUAUAGACCUUUUGGAUUUGUUGAAAUUGUUUAG